Messenger RNA from Xyrauchen texanus (razorback sucker), 1443 nucleotides. RefSeq names its product actin nucleation-promoting factor WASL-like. The record is from RefSeq and is a predicted model, not a curated record. The transcript is spliced from 3 exons. NCBI's taxonomy places the organism in Eukaryota, Metazoa, Chordata, Actinopteri, Cypriniformes, Catostomidae. Bases 1 to 1032 code for a protein of 343 amino acids.
AUGACUCCUAGCCAGGCUCUGAAGAGAGCUCUUCUCAACAUUUUGGACAUCGCCAUUGUAGAGAUGGAGACAAGAUUCUCCAAAAGCAAUCUGGAUCUCAUGAAAGCAGUUAAUUGCCUUCAACCACAAUCUCCCUCUUUUCUGGAUGUUGCCAUGUUAAGUCCUCUGCAAAAAAUGGCAAAAAGUGACAGUGACAAACUUUCCAAUGAGAUUCUUGUCGCAAAAAUAAUGUUGGAAAAAGAAUUCAAAAAGACUAAUGAUGAUGAGAACGUAGAGUUUGUAGACCUCUCCACCAUUUGCACAUAUCUACACAGGUAUAAGAAUGCCUUUCCUCAGCUCCAUCGCAUGUAUGUGACCUCACUUGCAACUGUUUUGACACCCUUGGGAAGGAGAGGACCUUCUUCAGCAAUGUUGUACAGAACUAGCAGUGUAUUGCUGCUGUACAACCUGAGAUAUCAAGAAAAGAAACAGAAAGGGGAGAUGCCUAAAUUUAGAAUCCAGACUCUCCCACCGUCAAGAAGAGAGAAGCUGAGGGAGAUAUGGAGAAAUUCUCAAACAAAAUAUAGAGCCAAAAGAAGAAAUUUAAAUGCAUUACUCAACAUGACUCCCCCAGAUAACUCCAUCUAUGAUGGAGACAUCCAGGUAGACCCAGAUCAAGUCCCAGGUCCUACAUCACCACCACCAAGCCCACCUUCAUCACCACCACCAAGCCCACCUUCAUCACCACCACCAAGCCCACCUUCAUCACCACCACCAAGCCCACCUUCAUCACCACCACCAAGCCCACCUUCAUCACCACCACCAAGCCCACCUACAUCACCACCACCAAGCCCACCUACAUCACCACCACCAAGCCCACCUUCAUCACCACCACCAAGCCCACCUACAUCACCACCACCAAGCCCACCUUCAUCACCACCACCAAGCCCACCUUCAUCACCACCACCAAGCCCACCUUCAUCACCACCACCAAGCCCACACACUGAAGAGAUAAAGAAGGAAAACCAUAUGUGGGACAAAUUGUUGCCAUAAGUAUGGAGGGGCUGCAGGUGAACUGCAUGAAACAACGUGGAGACAAAAAUGGUUUUGUCUGGCCAAAUAGGCGAGACUGCAUUUAUUAUCAAGAUCAGGAAGUUGUUUGUGGCUUAUCACAACCUCAGCAAGGCAGUCGGUUUGCUACUCUCUCCAAAUUUGACUGGCUUAUGUACAAUGGAGUCUAGAUGAACUGAUUUAUUUGUGGAUCCACUCAGCUACGCUGUAUGUUCACGGUUCAAAUGAUAUAAAACAAUUGUUUGUUUUACUUAUAUUAAUACAUAUUGCAGACCAGUUUUGAAUUGAAAUGACAUUUGAUACACAAACAUAUGUUCAUAUGGUUCAUACAAUAUUUAAAAAAUGUUUAUUUUAUUGUUAAAUAUCAAAUAAAUCAAUAAAAUUUGAAUAUUA